AAUCGAAAUUGAACAGCAACCCUGAAUUCUUGACUGAUCCAACCAAAUCAGAGGAACAAAGUGAGAAACUCUCGAACCAACCUAUUUAUCCUCCCUCAUUGAAUCCAUCGAUGUGUAUCCAUUGAUCUUUGAACUUUGGGAGGCCCAGAAGAAUGUGAGAUUGAUUGUCCCUCUGCCCGUUCCACCUGUUCCACUUGUUCCACCCACCCGCCGAUCCAACCGUGGUGGUGGAAUUGACAUUGGUGGGGCGCCUUCGAUCCUCAACCUAUCUGCCUCUGCCUUCAGUUCCUCCCACUCAGCCCCACCAUGCCGCCCAAAAAAGGGCCCUCUUUGAAGAUUGUCACACCUACCGCCCCCGUUGAACCCGCUACUCCGGCCAUUCCGCGUGAUUUGGACUCGCAUACCACCAUCACCAUCGGAGAUUUGACGUGUGCCAUUGAGGCCGAUGAUCUCGAGUCGAUUUGCGUCCUCGGACGAGGCGCUUACGGAGUGGUCGAGAAAAUGAAACACAAGCAAACGGGUACCAUUCUGGCCGUGAAGCGCAUAACCGCGACCGUGAAUAGUAUCGAGACGAAACGCCUCCUGAUGGACUUGGACAUCUCCAUGCGCUCGUCGGAUUGUCCGUUCACGGUCCACUUCUACGGUGCCAUGUUUCGUGAGGGCGAUGUCUGGAUUUGUAUGGAAGUCAUGGACAUCUCGUUGGACAAAUUCUAUGUGCGAGCGUUCAAAAAUACUAUCCACAUCCCCGAAGAAGUGCUCGGAAAAAUAGCCUUUGCAGUGAUAAGUGCACUCCAUUAUCUGCAAACCAGGCUGCAAGUCAUCCAUCGCGACGUCAAGCCCUCCAAUAUCCUCAUUUCCCGCAACGGUCAAGUCAAAAUGUGCGAUUUCGGAAUUUCAGGAUAUCUUGUGGAUUCCGUAGCCAAAACCAUUGAAGCCGGCUGCAAACCCUACAUGGCACCAGAGCGCAUUGACCCGUCCGGAAAUCCGUCAAAUUACGACGUCCGCUCGGAUGUUUGGAGUUUCGGAAUUUCCAUGAUUGAGAUCUCGACGGGGAAUUUUCCGUACAAAACGUGGGCUUCGCCGUUCGAACAACUGAAACAGGUGGUGGUGGAGCCCGCACCCCAAUUACCGUCUGGAAAAUUCACGCCCCAAUUCGAAGACUUUAUAAACAUGACGUUACAGAAAAAAGUCAAUGAGCGCGCCACGUAUUCAGCUCUCUUGGAACAUCCGUUCCUCCAACUUCAUAGUCAGAUGAACACUGACAUCUCGGGAUUCGUGUCCCAAGUUCUGGAUGCACCCGAACCCGCAGCGGCCUCCACAAAUGCCAAUGGAGAACCCUAGGAAAUAGAAUGAGGUCUCGUUCCUAGUCCUCGCCAUCUUACUCAUCCCCAUAUAUUCCUCGAAAACAUUAAGAAGAAGAACAACAACUAAAAAGGAAGACUAUAAAUCUACAGAAUGUGAGACGAUAAAUAAACAAUAAUACUAGUCUCGUAACUAA
This is a messenger RNA of Tigriopus californicus, 1498 nucleotides long. It is a transcript of the gene lic, whose product is annotated as dual specificity mitogen-activated protein kinase kinase 6-like. NCBI's taxonomy places the organism in Eukaryota, Metazoa, Arthropoda, Copepoda, Harpacticoida, Harpacticidae. The record is from RefSeq and is a predicted model, not a curated record. Bases 307 to 1341 code for a protein of 344 amino acids. The transcript has 6 exons. Gene Ontology annotation, molecular function: ATP binding; MAP kinase kinase activity. Gene Ontology annotation, biological process: stress-activated MAPK cascade; protein phosphorylation.